Molecule: messenger RNA, 1295 nt
Organism: Oncorhynchus keta (chum salmon)
Lineage: Eukaryota; Metazoa; Chordata; Actinopteri; Salmoniformes; Salmonidae
Product: microtubule-associated protein RP/EB family member 3-like
Exons: 7
Coding region: 174-1007 (277 amino acids)
Biological process (GO): protein localization to microtubule plus-end; spindle assembly; regulation of microtubule polymerization or depolymerization
Cellular component (GO): cytoplasmic microtubule; spindle midzone; microtubule plus-end
Molecular function (GO): microtubule plus-end binding
Source: RefSeq, a predicted model, not a curated record
GUAGGGACGUCCCAAAUAUCCCAGAUAGCACUGAUGAAGUAGUGGGGGCGGGCCGUUACUAACCAGUGCACGGCGCAGGAGUUCUGGCAACAGCUUCAGCGGAGGAUUGGAGCAUAGGAAUACUGCCAGCGAAAUAACAACAGAGAAAGAUAGCUCGGAAUACAGUAUAGAAGAUGGCAGUGAAUGUGCACGCCACGUCUGUGUCCUGUGACACCCUGAGCAGACAUGAUAUGCUGGCCUGGCUCAACGAUUCCCUACACCUCACCUACACCAAGAUAGAACAGCUCUGCUCGGGUGCAGCGUACUGUCAGUUCAUGGACAUGCUGUUCCCAGGCUGUGUCCUGCUAAAGAAGGUUAAGUUCCAGGCCAAGUUGGAACAUGAGUUCAUACACAACUUCAAAGUUCUCCAGGCUGCCUUCAAGAGGAUGGGAGUCGACAAAAUAAUUCCCGUCGAGAAGCUCGUAAAAGGAAAGUUCCAGGACAACUUUGAGUUCGUGCAGUGGUUCAAGAAGUUCUUCGACGCCAACUAUGAUGGGAAGGAGUACGACCCUCUACAAGCCAGACAGGGGCAAGACAUGGCUCCCGCCCCCAAUCCAGGUGAUCACUUUUCCCACAGACCAAAGAGAACUCAUGGUCCUCCAGGCCCCCAGAGGAUGUCGCCCACAGUGCCCAAGAUAAUGCCCGCGCCCCAGAGGGUGCUGAACACCACCGUGCAUGUGAGGAAGACCCCGGCUCUGGCGCGGAACGGGGGCAGCGACGGGGAACUCAUGGAGCUGAAUCAACAGUUGAUGGAGCUGAAGUUGACAGUGGACGGACUAGAGAAGGAAAGAGAUUUCUACUUCAGUAAGCUGAGAGACAUUGAGCUGAUCUGUCAAGAACAUGAGAGUGACACCAACCCUCACCUCUCCAGGAUAAUGGACAUUCUCUACGCCACAGAGGACGGCUUUGCUGCUCCAGAUGAUGACGAGAUUGAUGAACAGGCCCACUUGGACCAGGAUGAAUACUGAGCCUGUUAUACAUUCUGUCCAUAUCCCCCCCUCUUCCUCGUCUAAAACUCUUAUGUCCAUCCAUAUUCACCCUCUUUCUGCCUCUCUCCUUUGUCCCUCUCUCUGUUUCUCUCUCUCUCUCUCUCCUUUGUCCCUCUUUUUGCACACUAUAAAUACCUCUAUCCUGUCCCUGUUCUCUCUCUCUUUUCCUCUCUUCCUCUCUCUUCAUAUUUAUAUAUGUUUGUCUCCCCCUUCCCCCGUGCUAUCUACUGUACAUACACCUCUACUUCUUAGUGUCCUAAGCUACUC